AUGAACUAUCCGUAUCUGCCAAAUAUCAAUCCUUAUACGUCCUCCGUAUAUAAGGCCGAUAUAAGAUUGGGUUCUAGCAGAAAGCAACCAUUUGAGGAACCCAAAAAUAGCAAUAUUCCAGCCAAUAACCCUCACACUGCUCAUUACCCUGCUCCUCACCCUGAUCCUCACCCUGCUCCUCACCCUGAUCCUCACCCUGCUCCUCACCUUGCUUCUCACCCUGCUCCUCACAUUGCUCCUCACAUUGCUCCUCACACUGCUCCUCACACUGCUCCUUACGCUGCUCCUUACAUUUAUAACCUAAGACAUAUGAAUAUGAACCCAAAUUCUGUCCAACAUCUGAAUCAUCCUAAUGAAUUUAAUUAUAAAAGUCCAGGACAUAUAGCUAAUGAUACAAAUAAUAUGAAUGGGGGACAAAACACUAACAAUAUCAACUUACUAAGAUGACCAUCGCUUCCUCCUUUAGCUCCUGUGCAUGUAGAGCCGAAACCUCCUUAUGAGGGUAUCGAUAAUAAAACCCCUUAUCAAAUUCCUCAUAUAAAUAAUGUAAAUGAAAAUAAUACCUUACAAGAAGUAAGAGCUUUGCAUCAGAGAAUUGAUGAGAUGAAUAGAGGAAUAGAAUUACUCAUUCAGAAUGCUCAAAAUUCAUAUUAUGCCUUUGAUGAAGUAAGAAUUUUGCAUGAGAUGAUUAGUGAGGUGAAUAGACGAAUAGAAUCAUUCACAUUGAAUGCAAAAAAUGUGUGCAAUCCGCAGCAGCUUUUUACAAACGUAAGACCAAACAAUGAAGAAACAAAAAUCAAACCAAAAAAACCAAGACCAAAAAAGCUCGACAUUCCUCCAUACCAAAAAAUAGUUUCUUUAGUUAUUGGGCAAACAGGGUCAGGAAAGUCCACAUUUAUCAAUAUUAUCACAAAUUUUUUUAGAAAUGGGACCCUGGAGAAUAAAAAAAUUGCGAUUCCGACCAAAGAUUUUCCCCAAACUGAGCGUGAUUUUGUACAUGCAGAAAGCGGAAAGGGAGUAGACCAAAGCCAAACAGUUAAAUGCUGUCGGUAUGAUUUUAAAGAUCUUGACAGUUGUAGUACUUUUACAUUUAUAGAUACGCCAGGACUAAGUGACACUCGAGGUGUAGAUCAAGAUGACAAGAAUAUAAAAAUAAUUGAAAAUGAAAUUUUAAAGUUCACAGACAUCAAUGCAAUUAUAAUAGUUCAAAACGGAAGUGAGGCUAGAAAAACAGCAAGCGUGAAUAAUUCUUUGGUUAGAAUUAGAAAUGCUUUGCCAAGAAAAGUUGAAGAUAACAUAAUUUUAGUCCUCACAAAUUCUCAUAUUUCUUCUAAUUUCAAUGUCGAUGCUUUACCUGUAACUCCAAAACACACGCUUAUUAUGGAUAAUAACGCUUUUAAUAUAGUUGAACCUACCCAGUAUGAUUUAAUGGAUUUGAAGCCAUCCUGGGAUAAGUCGAUGAGAAAAGUUAAAGAAAUAGCCGAAUAUUUAUGCACAAUGGGCAGUUUUAGCACCAAAUGCUAUAAAGAGAUGAUUGAAGAAAAAGAUAGAGCCCUACUCAAGUUUCAUCAGGCAAAAAGUAAACUCCAAAACCUUUAUGGCCUACAGGAGCAGCUUGAAGAGAUUAAAAUAAAGAAAGAGUCAUAUUUGAAAGAUGCUAAAGCUUAUCAAAAUUAUAAACAAACCAAAAUAAUUGAGCAGAUUGAUUGAAAAGAUGUAGAUUACCAUAAUACUGUUUGUAGCAAUGAUGAGUCUUUGUGCCAUAAACAAUGUGGUCUGGAAUUCACCCCAGAUAAUGAUGGAAACGUUUUUACGAAUUGCGCAUGCAUGGGAGAGUCUGGGAAAUGUAAGGCAUGCAAUUGUGGACCUGAAAGCCACUACCACACGAAAAAAAUUCCUAUAAAAAUUCAAAAAAAUGUUGAAGAAAUCCUGCAGAAUGUAAAAAAAAGUUUGAUAAAUUUAACGCACAAGCAAAUAAAUAUGAAACUGAAGAGCAGAAUUUUUUAA
Blepharisma stoltei is the source of this 2007-nucleotide messenger RNA. The record is from the annotation of a GenBank genome assembly. NCBI's taxonomy places the organism in Eukaryota, Ciliophora, Heterotrichea, Heterotrichida, Blepharismidae.